This is a messenger RNA of Diaporthe amygdali, 2013 nucleotides long. RefSeq lists its product as uncharacterized. The transcript is spliced from 4 exons. NCBI's taxonomy places the organism in Eukaryota, Fungi, Ascomycota, Sordariomycetes, Diaporthales, Diaporthaceae. The coding region runs from base 1 to 2013 and encodes 670 amino acids. The record is from RefSeq and is a predicted model, not a curated record.
AUGGGUGUUUACCCAGCAGCCCAUCCAAAUGUGAGAGGAUCAGAUUCUGAGAUGCUCCCUGUCCGAGAAGUUGCAAUGAUGGGAGUGAUGAACAGCCUCACGGACAAGAAAGACUGGCACAAAAAAGUCUUCGACGAGGCCAUUGUUGAAAAAUGGCGAGAAGAGGCAAUGGCGAUUCCUGACCAAAAUCUUAUGACAGCGGCUGCUGCACCGUCAAGUGAUUGGUAUAGAGCAGGUCCAGUGGAUGUGGGCACUGAGCCUCGCCCUGAAAAUACUUCGACAAGGGUGGAGGGAAUCAUGUCGAAGGCAGCUUUUGAUUAUUGCAUCCAAGAGCUGCAGAGCAAAGCUCGUUACUUCGAGGAAACUGCUCUCAUACCAACACUUGAUGCAUCUGCGACUGUCAUAAAGUCGGACGUGUUCAUCAGCGACGAGCUCCAAGAAGCCUUGAGGCAGGCCUUCAAAACACUCCAGGAAGACCAGGCUGAUGAGCCAGAUUGGCAUCCCGGCAGUCGUGAUAUGGUACAAGACUUGGUACAUCCCUCAAUGUACCCUCUCAUUUACGGCCGAAGCAGGGCACUCAACGAUGAAGUCGUUGGCGUGACUGAAGCGAUUUCGCAUUGGGCUGGGAAGGGCGAGAUUGUCCCAAAAGACACUACUCCGGUACCAGAGAGGGCCCGUAGGACCUACAAUGAAUCGGAAAUUCCAGAUUCCUACUGGUCUUCUGCUUACCAAUGGCUGCCGUCUAAUGUCGGUUUCCGCGAGGACGGCAGUGUUAAGUUCAUGAGUUACAUCAACAACCUGCACCCGGAAAAGUACCCAGAAAUCUACAACACAGUAGAGAGACUGAUUGACAGGGCUCUACCUGCAUGGGACCAUUGCCUGCUGGAGACCAGGUCUUUUCGCACGUGUGGCCCUGGUCGGCGGGGAUCGCGGUUCUCAAUCCCUGAGAAUGCUGAUGACGAGGAAACGGCAAAUUGGAACCCAUCAGACAUGAGCGAAGUGGCCAAUGUCGAGGUUGACCUAAGCCAGGAUAGGAGGUUCGACUGGGUUGAAGAGGAGCAAGAACGAAAAUGGAGGCUCUUACGUACGCCUGUUCUGAGAGAGCCGGAUCCUUUUGUCGAAAUCAAUUACGACCCCUCAAAAGUGGUGGAUGAUCUGGACACCCCUCUGCAUAGCCCGCCAACCCAACUCAAAGAGUCUGCGGCUCUCAUGCGUGGCCUGCGCGAGAAGUUCCAGACAUCAGGACUUCAAAUCAUCGUCAAGAUGGCUUCCAUCGAGCUGACUCCCGGGAAACCUGAGUUCCCCGGGGGAGGGUGGCACAUCGAAGGUCUCCUCAACGAGCGAAUCUGCGCGACUGCACUCUACUACUUGGACAGUGAGAACAUCACUGAUAGCAGCCUGUCCUUCCGCAUGCAUACUUCGUCCUACCAAGACGAUCUCCAGGACCGCGUUGGUCAGGAUUCAUAUCACUGGCUUGAGUGUUGCUACGGUACCAGUCUCUCCCACGGCAGCUCCUGCAUUCAGAACUACGGUAGUGUCGAGACUCGCGAGGGGCGAUUUCUAGCUUUCCCUAAUGUCUUUCAACAUCGCGUAUCCCCCUUCAAACUGGCUGACCCAAACAAACCGGGCCAUCGACGAUUCAUCGCGCUCUGGUUGGUCGACCCCCACUGCCGCAUCAUCUCAACUGCCAACGUACCGCCGCAGCAGCAAGACUGGUGGGCGGAGUCUGUAUUCGGGAAAUCCGAAGACAGCCAAGCGUCAGCCGCAAGCCGUCUGCCCGGCGAGAUGGUACAGCUACUGCGAGAGAAGGGGGUUGCCCUCCCAAGCAGUGGCUCCACGGCCUCGCUGCCUCCGGAGUUGCUGGACAUCGUGCGUGGUGGUUUUGAUCUGCCAACACUUAGUCUCGAGGAGGCGAAGAAGCAUCGGCUGAAGCUAAUGGAGGAGAGGACUACGCACCACGGAGAGGCUAUAAGAAGCUGGGAGCAGGCUAGUUAUAGCUUCUGCGAGCAUUAG